CUUUGGAUCAAUAAUGAGGACUCGAUUUCGAAGUUGAUUGCCAGAAUCGUCUGCUUUUUCUCUCCGUUUCCACGUGUGGGAGAAAAAAAAUCAAAGUUAAAUCAUGCCAAAGGUCAAGACAAAGUUUGGUCAAGAGAAUAAACUAAUCCAUCCAAAAAGUAGGAAAGCUGAUCAAAUAUCGCGGGAAUGGCACCGUGAAGUCCGUGUCAAACACAAAAAGAAAGAAACUGCUUACAAGAUGACAGCUUUGGGAGAGAAAAUUGCUUGGUUUCGUGAUCAGCUGGAACCAGAAGUGACUGUGUACUCGACAGAACAAACAGCAGACCUAGUUGAACAGUACCUGGGCCGAUUUGAUGAAGAACUUGAACAAAUCAAGUUGAAAAACCAGAUUGGCCAGAGGAGUUCAAGACAACACGCAAGCAGAGAGGAUGCCAUUGAACAUUCACAAAAAUUGGAAAAAGACGAGUAUGAAGGAUGUGGACUGGAAAUCCCUGAUCUUUCCAAUCCAAAAAAUUUGGAGUAUUUACUGUCUUGGACUGGUGUUCUACGCUUCAUUCCAAACAUUACACUCAAAAGGUUCAGAAAACCACAGGAUAAGGGUGUUAAUGCCCCAUCAGACAGUCCUUCUAUAGCUGAAGAGGAUGUGGAAAGAAGUGAUGAGAAAACUAUGGAAGUUGCUUGAUUUUAAUACAAAGCGUAAUGUCAGU
Daphnia carinata is the source of this 707-nucleotide messenger RNA. RefSeq names its product translation machinery-associated protein 16-like. Gene Ontology annotation, cellular component: nucleus. The coding region runs from base 104 to 682 and encodes 192 amino acids. The record is from RefSeq and is a predicted model, not a curated record. The transcript has 3 exons. NCBI's taxonomy places the organism in Eukaryota, Metazoa, Arthropoda, Branchiopoda, Diplostraca, Daphniidae.